Molecule: messenger RNA, 1117 nt
Organism: Arabidopsis lyrata subsp. lyrata
Lineage: Eukaryota; Viridiplantae; Streptophyta; Magnoliopsida; Brassicales; Brassicaceae
Exons: 3
Coding region: 258-965 (235 amino acids)
Biological process (GO): regulation of protein complex stability
Cellular component (GO): chloroplast thylakoid membrane
Source: RefSeq, a predicted model, not a curated record
GAUUCGUGUUUGAGAAAAUAGAUAUGAAUGAAAACCGAAUUUUACUCCGGUUUGAUUUGAAAAAAUUCCAAUUUGGUUUGGUAUUGAAAUUAAGAAUUUGUGGGUUUGGCAGUUACACGCGUAGGCUAGUGAAAAAGCCCACCACACACAUCUUCUUCCGACUUCCUCCCCUCUUUUAUCUUCUUCGCCUUGUCUGUUCUCUAAGAAGAAGUAAGAAGAUAGAACAAACCCAAGAAUCUUCUCGAAUCUGAUCAACCAUGUCGAACGUCUUGCUAUCCCCAAACGGCUGCGUUUUUGCAUCGCCCAAACCUCUUGGCAGAUUUCUGAAUUCAAAGUCCGGCGGACGGAAACUUCUCUUCUCCGUCGUUAGAGCUUCUUCCGAUGAUGCUGAUUGUAAUGCCGAAGAAUGUGCUCCCGAGAAGGAGGUAGGAACAGUGAGUAUGGAAUGGUUGGCUGGAGAGAAGACGAAAGUGGUGGGAACGUUUCCUCCUCGGAAGCCGCGUGGUUGGACUGGCUAUGUUGAGAAAGAUACUGCCGGUCAGACGAAUGUUUACUCUAUUGAGCCUGCAGUAUAUGUUGCAGAGAGCGCAAUCAGCUCAGGUACUGCAGGAUCAUCUUCUGAUGGGGCUGAGAACACAGCAGCAAUCGUAGCAGGCAUUGCCCUUAUCGCACUCGCUGCAGCUUCCUCUAUACUCCUCCAAGUUGGGAAAGAUGCACCGACUCGACCAAAAGCAGUGGAUUACAGUGGACCCUCUCUUAGCUACUACAUCAACAAGUUCAAGCCUUCAGAAACUGUUCAAGCUUCUACCCCCUCCAUCACAGAAGCUCCGCCGGUGGCCGAGCAAGAAACCUCAGUGCCUGAAACUCCACCGGUGGCUCAGCAAGAAACCUCACUGCCGGAAACUAUGGCCAGUGAGGCUCAGCCAGAGGCGUCCUCUGUUCCAACAACAAGUAGUACCUCUUAGGAGGUUAGCCUAGGAUUAUAUCUUGUGUAAAGAUGAGAUGAAGCAUAGACCAAUAUUAUGCAUUCUGUUAAUAUUCGGAUAUAUCUACCUAUAUGUAUACACUCUUCUCUAUGAGUUGAUGAAUUAAUCAAAUUUCAAAUCCUAUUCAUUUA